AUGGAAACCAAUGGCCCAAACAUGAUUCCUCUGUGCUCCGAUUUCACAGAACAGAAGGAGAGCAUUUGCAUAUUUGGAACUGGGGAUUUUGGACGCUCACUUGGAUUUAAACUGCUACAAAGUGGAUUUUCUGUGAUUUUCGGAAGCCGAAAUCCUGGACUCUAUAGCUGGGUCCCCAGAGGAGUCCAGGUCCUGAGUCACGCCGAGGCAGCAGAAAAAUGUCCCCUUAUCAUCUUGGCGGUCCAGAGAGACCAUUACAGAUUUCUGAAUGAGCUAGCAGAAGAACUGGAUGGCAAAAUUCUAGUGGAUGUCAGCAAUAACCUGAAAAUAAACCAAUUUCCUGAAUCCAAUGCUGAGUACCUUGCCCAGAUUGUGCCCAGAGCUACAGUCGUCAAAGCAUUUAACACGGUGUCUGCAUGGGCUCUACAGUCAGGUACACUGGAUGCCAGCAGACAGGUCUCUGUAUGUUCCGAUGACAACAAGGCCAAACAAAAAGUAAUGGAUAUUGUGCGUGCCAUUGGGUUGACGCCGCAAGACAAAGGUUCUCUCAUGGCCGCUAAAGUAGUGGAAAACGACCCCCUGCAGCUUUUUCCCAUGUGGAGGAUCCCCAUGUACGUAUGUGCAGGACUGACCCUUCUGGUCUUUUUAUACUGUGUUAUACAAGAUGUGGUGUACUCCUCUGUCGUCACUGGAAAAGACGUAUCAUUCCGAAUUAUGAUAUCCAUUCCUAACAAGGUGUUCCCCAUCGUCUCUCUGAUGCUGUUGGCCUUGGUUUAUCUCUCUGGUGUGUGUGCUGCCAUUCUUCAGUUGUACAGAGGAACAAAGUACAGUCGCUUCCCAAACUGGCUGGAUCGAUGGAUGUUAUGCAGGAAGCAGCUUGGGCUGGUGGCUCUGUCAUAUGCAUUCCUCCAUGCGAUUUAUACUCUCGUCAUUCCAAUUCGAUAUUAUGUAAGACACAGGAUAUCAACCAGCACCAUUGCACAGAUAAACAAAAAUGAAACCAACCCCUUCCAAAACAUCCUGGCCUGGCGGACUGACUCCUACAUAGCACUGGGAAUACUGGGAUUUUUCUUCUACGUUCUCCUGGGAAUAACAUCCCUGCCCUCCGUCAGUAAUGCAGUCAACUGGCGAGAAUUCCGCUUUGUGCAGUCAAAACUUGGAUACCUUACACUGCUGCUGUGCACGGGACACGCAUUCCUCUACGGCUGGAGCAGAUUCCUUAAUGUGGCUAGUUUCAGGUGGUACAUGCCCCCUGCGUACACAUUAUCACUCAUCAUUCCAUGCGUAGUCCUAAUUCUGAAGUUCAUUCUUGUAUUCCCAUGCAUUGAUAAAAGGAUUACCAAAAUACGUCAAGGAUGGGAAAGAUCUUCAAAAACAAAAACCCAAUCGAACACAAAGGUUUAACAUGACGAUAUUGCUAUACAGUUAUUUAUCAGACUAUCGGUGAUGAAUGGACUGAGCAACAAAACAUUUUUUCAUUCUUUAUUUUUGAAAGAAAAGUUUUUGUAAGCUAAACAGAACAUAAAAAUCCUACUGAAGUUUGGCUUUAAGGCGCAAUAUUCAGUACAAAAUAAAACAAAAAAUUAUCUAAA
Molecule: messenger RNA, 1592 nt
Organism: Pseudophryne corroboree (corroboree frog)
Lineage: Eukaryota; Metazoa; Chordata; Amphibia; Anura; Myobatrachidae
Product: metalloreductase STEAP4-like
Exons: 4
Coding region: 1-1404 (467 amino acids)
Biological process (GO): copper ion import
Cellular component (GO): endosome; plasma membrane
Molecular function (GO): ferric-chelate reductase (NADPH) activity; cupric reductase (NADH) activity
Source: RefSeq, a predicted model, not a curated record